AUGGUGGUACAGUUGCGGUCCAGGGGUAAGGCCGGUGGAUCAUCAGCUGAGCCUGAAGCGACAGGAAAACCGCGGAAACGUACUAGAGGAGAGAAGUCAAAGACAUCUUCUGCGCUUAGGCCAAGCAUUGAAGUACAGAUUAAUGCAUCAGGGUCGAACUCAAGUCGACAGUCAACCAUUCAUGCAAUUCCGCAAGAUCAACCCUCAACCAGCCUGAGCCGGGUAACGAGAUCGAAAAGAGCCAAUACUCCUCAUGAAAAACUACCCUCACCCACUCCGAGAAAACGUCCCGCCCCGGACGCAGGUUCCACGCCCCAGCGUCAUUCUUGUCGCAAAGUUGCGCUGAAAAGUGCUGAAGAGGAUGAACAACCUCCGCCGAACCAGGAACACGAAGAGGCUUCGGAAGCGGAGGAAAAUGCCCUACCGGAGCGCCCGGACUUGAUAAAUAUCAUCAAUUCGAACAUCCUAGAUACCAAUAGUUCUAGUAACAAGCUACCCAUCGAUGGCGGAUUACACCCAGGGAGAACUGGCAGGAGGAUGCCUAGGGCAAAAGUUCCUCAGAUUGCAGACUCGAACGAAAAUAUCGACUUUGGCGACAUGCAGGAGCAGGAACCAGACACCGCUGAAAGUAAUCAAGCGUCAACUCCAAGUCCCCAGCAACCAGUAGCACCACAUGAAGAACAACCAAUAUCCGGUCAGGAGGCUCCGCCGGCGACGCAAGUAAUGGCACAAAUUAAUGCAUCUUCCCACAAGCGAUCGUUACGAAAACGCAAACGGCAGAGCCAGAAACCGACUUAUGGCACACCUGGUUAUAAUGCAAGGGGCGCGUCCCCAGAGCUUGGUUCAGCACCUCCUCAGGCGCCAGCCACAGAGGAAUCAGCGUCACAGCAGGCCCACGCUGGGGUUGAUGACUAUGAAGUUCCGUCUGACAGAGAGCAACGAAGUCAGCCGAUAUUGUCAAGAGGGGAGAAGGAGACCCACGGCACGCAGGCUGAACAUAGACGGAAAAGUAAACAGGGCAAACGAAAGAGAAGUCAACAUGAGCAACAAAGUGGGCAAACACCAACACAGGCCGAGGAAGGGCCAGAAGAAGAGAGAAAUGGAGAGGGUACCCGAAAGAAAGAUAAGAAUGGAGAUCAAGAUAGGGAAUAUGAGAAUGAAGAUAUAGACUCCGACGGUGAUGAGCCGGCAGCAGAACAUGAGCUUGAUAUAUCGGAUUUAACUGAAGAUUCGUUGCUGCUCGACGAACCACCGAGUGGUUUGCAAACAGCGCUCCUAACCCCUACCGCCUGGGUAAAGCGAGAUACAGUACAGAAACUUGUUUGGUACACAACUUUCUCAGGGUGGAUGAAUGGAAGAAAGUGGCAGAAGGAUGCUCUCGAGUCCGCAAAAACAGCUUCUGAAGCAUUGGGAAAGGGCGGAUGUGUGCGAUCGAGGCUUAUCUUGGCCAAACUUUACAGUCUCUAUGAACUAUGUAAAGAGAUCCCGUCAUCAUCGAUAUCACAGCAGUUGGAAUAUAUUCGCGAGCACACAGCCCAGCUCAGCAGUUUAUACACUACACUUCGCGUGGCUAUUGACGAGUUUAUUUCAUCCAUCAACGCAAUAAUGGAGCAGGGCGAUGCGAAGCAAGUGGGCAGUGGUUUUCGAUAUGUGACAAAGUUGCACAGACGCAUCAUUCCUAUGCUGGUUCUGGUAUUAGAUCGAAUUUUCCAGGCUGGAUGUGGAAGACCUGGUGAGAGUACCAAAAAGCUCGGAGUUCAAAAAGGAGAAUUUACAGUGUACACACUAGAGCCACUGGAAAGGACUGCAGGCUGGGUCCAAAGACUCUCCCAGGUGGUGGAAAGCUGGUACGAGCUUCAUCCUCCCCGAAGAGAACGUGAUCAAAGCGAGAAGUCUAAGGAGCAUCGAAGAAUUUUCGGGGAAGCCACAAAGCAGCUCAAGACAUCACUCGAAAAGGCCAGAGAAAGCAUUGAUGCCAUUAAGAGAGCGCCGAUCCAACGAAAGAAAGUUAUGCAGAAGGAUGAGGCUAUUCGAAUGGAACGCGAGGCUGAAGCGCAGCAGCGCAGAGACAUGCAAGACAGGCAGAUGCAGCGCUUUCUACAGUCGAUGCAGAAGGUUGAAUCAUCUCAGGCGCGUCCGCCCACGAUGGGCUCAUACCGGCGGGCAGUGCGCAGCUACCGCUCCGUGGCUAGUCAGUCAGGCUUGAUUAGAUCGCAAGAGCCGUCUGAUGAUGAUUAUUUUGAGAAGCAUGGCUGGCACUACUGGGAAGAUGAUCAUCUCUUAAGCUUGAUCCGAACCACAUCCCACCCGAACUACGAGGUCUUCCACCAGAUCCUUCCUAAUCGAGAUCCUGAUGAGCUGAAAGACCGGUCAAAUUAUUUGAGGAUGAUUAUGCGAGACAAGUACGAGCGGAAGGGUAUCCAGCCGCCUGGAUGGUGUGUUGCUGAAGAUUGA
This is a messenger RNA of Fusarium fujikuroi IMI 58289, 2454 nucleotides long. RefSeq lists its product as uncharacterized. NCBI's taxonomy places the organism in Eukaryota, Fungi, Ascomycota, Sordariomycetes, Hypocreales, Nectriaceae. The transcript has a single exon. The record is from RefSeq and is a predicted model, not a curated record. Bases 1 to 2454 code for a protein of 817 amino acids.